Molecule: messenger RNA, 1897 nt
Organism: Tachysurus vachellii
Lineage: Eukaryota; Metazoa; Chordata; Actinopteri; Siluriformes; Bagridae
Gene: sp6
Product: Sp6 transcription factor
Exons: 2
Coding region: 190-1089 (299 amino acids)
Biological process (GO): regulation of transcription by RNA polymerase II
Molecular function (GO): DNA-binding transcription factor activity, RNA polymerase II-specific; RNA polymerase II cis-regulatory region sequence-specific DNA binding
Source: RefSeq, a predicted model, not a curated record
GUGUGUUGGAGACACUUUCAGGUCACUUGCAGAGGAAGCAGUCAGGUGAAGAUCGUCACCGUCACACAGGUCCCCUUUCUUUGAAUAAAUUCUGACGUGUGCCUGGAAUGUGCUGAAUUGUCCUCCCACUCGAAUAAACACCCCAAAAAACCUCACACUCUCAGGAAAAAGCACACACAUCCGCUCUUCAUGGCACACCCGUAUGAGCCGUGGUUGCGCGCGGCGCCCCCUGGAGGCCCGGAGGAGGUGGGCAUGUCUGGUUGGUGGGAUCUUCACAGUGGAGCUGCAGGAGGCUGGAUGGACCUUCAAGGGUCAGCAGCACUUGGGGUCGGAGGCGGGUCCAUGGCUCAGGGCGGCCCCAUGGGCCUACAACCAGCAGUCAGCACUUACAACCCUGAGGCUCAGAUGUGCUGCCUGCCAUCCUCACCCCACGCUGGUCCGCUUUACCCCCCUGAUGGCUUCAAAAUGGAGCCACUGGCACCGGACAUGAUGCAUACUCCACAUCACUCCACCUCCUUUUCCCUGGAGGAGUCACAGGAGGGAGCGAGUGGUUCAGCUCGGCCCAAAUCACAGCGCCGGUCUGGAACCAGAGCUCCAGGUCAGACAGCCUGCCGCUGCCCAAACUGCCUUAGCGCAGAGUCUGUAGGAGCAAACAAUGAUGGAGAUGAUGCCAACAAGCGCAAACACCUUCACAACUGCCACAUCCCGGGCUGUGGGAAGGCCUACGUGAAAACGUCGCACCUGAAAGCCCACCUACGCUGGCACAGCGGUGACCGGCCCUUUGUCUGCAAUUGGCUGUUCUGUGGGAAACGCUUCACACGCUCAGACGAGCUGCAGCGCCACCUGCAGACGCACACCGGUGCAAAGCGAUUCAGCUGCAGUGUUUGUCCUCGUGUGUUCAUGCGCUCUGACCACCUGACAAAGCACAUGCGUGUUCACGAGGAGCAGGGAGGCACAGAAAACUCCUCACCUGCCUCCAUCAGUGACGGAGCUCUGACUACUAAUCCACCUACUGGGGCGGCACCGAACCUGCGACUGAAAAGUGAAAGCAGUGCAAGUGGAGACGAGACACCAGCAAAUAACACCUAACUGACUUAUCCCUGAAGCUAAUGCUGCACUGUAGCGUACUGCUCCUGCUAACGCUAAACUACACCUUGCUAAUUACUGCACUGUUAGCAUCAUCUGGUAAUGAAUCAGGGUGUUAGCAUUGUUAGCAUGAACUAACACUGGAUAAAUUAAGGUGUACUAGUCUGUUAACACAUUAAUUUCAUUAACUGCAACAUUAGCAUUAGAGCUGAUGUCACCUGAUUCAUUUCACAUGCUAACAUUUCCAACACUGCUAUAUCACUGAAUAAGGCACUAGAUGAUUUAAACAGUAUAUAUAUGUUUAGGGCUGUUAGCAUCAAAUGAUUAUCACUAGAUAAAACUGAGUGUUACUGGGGUGUUUUAGAUAGCAUUAACACAAACUGUUACUGAAUUAUCAACUGUAGAAUAUCAAUAAAUAGUUUGUGUCAGCAUGGUUGUUAGCUUUCUACACUGGUUUGCUAAUAGUAGGGAUAGCACAGUUAGCAUUAUCUGGUUAGGACUGAAUAUAAUUGUUGCAGUUAGCAUUAAGUUAGUAAUAAUAAAAUAAUCACUGUUUAAGAUUGCUCACAAACUUUAUCACUGAAUAAUAGUGAUUUGUUGUUACCACAGACUGUGUGAUAUUAUGUGGUGUUAGCAGCAUUAGCAUAGCCAGAGUGUCAUGAGUAACACGUAGUGCUGGUGAAUAUAACACAGUUAUUAGAGUUAACACUGUUUACAUUAGUGCUGCUAAUAAUAGUAAUUGCUGUUAGCACACACACACACAAACACACACACACAAACACACACACAGACAUACACACAAACACACACA